GGCGGUUACGACUCAUGCGACGGUGUCAGGAGAGAACGCGGGAAUCUUUACAUAUAUAUGCCUACUCUUGACAAGCGUUCAGUAAUUACUCCUGGAUGGCUUAUAAGUAGAUGCAGUGCGCUUGCUGCAUAGUGCUUAGGCUUUGUAUUGUGAAAAUCACCAUUCAUUUUUGCGUACUAUUUUAUUUUAUUGGUAUGAAAUAUUUGAAUGCGAUAUUGAAUCACAUAUGCUGACAUUUGACGUAAAAAUCUGCUGGUUUCUUUGUGAAACAGAAAUAUCAAAUAUCCUGGCAUUGCUUUUCUUUGAGAUAGAAAUGGAGAAAAUGGAUUAUUUUCAUGUCUUUAUUUUGUUCUGCAAAUGGAUUUAACAAAAUGUGUAAUUUGAAUUCAUUCGCUGACUUACGGACCUGGUUAACAGCCAUGGUAAUAUUUACGUUGAUGGUACUUCAUGAUACGGCGGAGUCACUGACAUUGAAAAAUUUCGAAAAGGAAAAGAAAAGAGACGAUUUUAUUCUGAAUCUGUCAGAUGAACCAUCUGUCUGGGAACAUCGAGAAGAAGACGAUGCUUUAUUUCCAGUUGUGAAUAACGGACUUUUUGAAAUACAAUCCCGUGUUGCGUUUUCAUUAGAUACGCCAGACUUACCCCCUUCAGAGGGUGUCAAAACCCGUACCAAAAGAGCAACUUCGUCCAAUAGUGCAGCACGAAAGAAGAGGAGGAGGCAAAGAAGAUUAAGAAAAAACAAACGAAAAAAUAGGAAACAAAACAGAAAACAUCGACACAACCAUGGUAGCAAAAAGAGUAGAAGGAGGAGAUCAAGUAGACUGGGGAGUAGUGGCCAGUAUGAUCCACACCCUCUGAGUGUUUGUGAUAGCAUUAGUGACUGGGUCCAACUGAACGAUUCUAUCACCCAGUACGGACUUCAAGUUCAGGUUUUGUCUCAUCGUUGGUCAGGUGACCAGCGACUGAAACAAUACAUCUAUGAGACCAAGUGUGCAGAGACAGGUGAACAAUGUCGAGGAAUUGAUACGGUAAAUUAUAGGUCGGAAUGUGUGACUAAAAAGAUUUAUAUAGAUGCCUUUGUUCGAGACGAGCACGGCGACGAAAUGUGGGCAAAAAUUGAAGUGAAUGGAUCUUGCAAUUGUAGGCUAUUUAGAAAGAGACUUGGUACGAGAAUUUCAAUUUUUGAUGUUUUAGGACAAUAAAGUUUUGUUGAUACGAUACGGAGAGAAUCUUUUUUUACGCUCUCUUGAUAUUAAAACAUAGUAAUUAUCCUAAUAAUUUGUUUUAAUUUAUGUAAAUUUUGAUGUCAAUCAUCUUGACGUUAUUUUCAUUUUUAAAUUUCGCUAAUCACAAGUUUAAUCAUUCCAGUUUCAACACUUAUGUUAUUUUUGCAUUAUUUUACGGCGGAAACAGUUAGUAUCAUUUUGAUCCCUUAGCUCAGAAUUAUCGAAAGGGGGUACUAGUCUGUGAUACCCGCUCAAUCCAUAAUUGUGUCUAUAUAUGUCAAUGAUAUUUUGAUGACAAUGAAUGUGAUGUUACCACUUCAUUUGCAAGUGUGUUGUUUUCUCCGAAACCAAGUGCUAUGUCGUAAUCCCCCCCCCCCCUCACAAUGUGUUAUUUUGUUUCUGUGUCGCUCUUUCUCCCGCUCUCUGUAUUUGUUUAGUCGUUGUAGCAGGAUAUUGUACAAACGUUAAAUCGGUAAUAUUUUAUUUUCGUUGGUUUGAUAUACGUUUGAUUUGAGUUUAUUUCCAGUUGUUAAUCAAUAUUAAUUUAUCAAUUCAUCUCAAUUAUGAUAAUCAUUACUAAAACAGUAAACUUUUAAGAAAACAAUCGCUUUUCAAAAAAAAUAUAUAUAAUAGUUCAAUUUUUUUUUCUAUCAGUCCUCAUUUUUGCGAUUCAUUCAUGCAUUUCUUUCCAUACGCAUAUUGGCUUUAAAUUUUGUAGUUUUUUGUGUAUUUUUUAAAGAUUUGACUUGUUUUUGUAGAUGUAUAUUACAUGUUGAACAGUAUGUUAAAAUAUUUUUGAAGUCUUUUGCUUCAUUUUCCUCACCAAAGAUGACAUUUUGUUAUCGGAUGUUGGUUUGUGAUAUCUCUAUGCUGAGUUUCGAUGACAGUUUUUUUUAUUGUUUACGUUUUUUCAGUUUGACAUAUUUUGUUUGGAAUUAGGAUUCCGAAGUGUUGCCACGUAGAUUUUUAGUAACACAGCAAAUCUUAGUUCUCUUUCGACCAAUUUCGUCGCCGUUGUGGCUAUUGCAUUUUACUUCUUCGUCGUUCCAGCGGACGGAUUUUUACAAAAUGCUUUGGACGUGAAAAAGAAAUACAAAUACAUGACAUUGUAUUUAUUGAUUUUACUGUACAAAUUUUUUUAUUUAGAUGUUAUUUCUUAGAAACACCCCUGUGUAAGAACGGAUGCCGAUUGAUACUAUAUACGUAUGCUUAUUCGUAGAAUCCGUUUCGACACAAGACGUUAUUGCUUGAUCUCGUUUCACAUUUCAUGUUUGAAUCUACAAAAAUAGGAUCAUUGUGCUAUUUUUUUUCAUCCAUUUUUCAUGUUUGAAACAGUUGAUUAUUUAUUACACAUUAAGUAAAUCAAAUCGGAAUUAUCACUUCAUAUGACAUUACCACGUUUGAUUAAAUCCGAUUAUUAGAAAUGUAUCGGAAUUAAGAUUACUUUUAUGUGCAAUUACGUUUUAAGAGACGUAAAUUUUAUCAGAUUACCAUUAAUCACGAUAAAAAAGACAAUAUGAUUAAUUGUUCUAUUUUACCACAAAAAGGAAUUAUUUAUAACAGUUCUAAAAUUAAACAAAGACACUAAAUUCGCCUCAUUAAACUUUUCAAAACAGUCGUUCCUUGGAUUUUAUAUCUUAGAAUAAAAUUUAUCAUAAUUUAAAUAUGCCCGGUCGGUGGUGAGCAAGUACUAUGUGAAGAAGGAAAUAUAGAAUAUGGAUAAAACCUGUUGGUGCGGAAAGUGUAAUAACCCCACAGAGUCAUAUUGACAUUUGCCGAUGUACUGUUUGGUCACAAUAUUAUCCUGUAAUUCUUUUGCAAGUGUGUUUUAUAUUCUGUAAAGUCUCAAAGCUGUACAAAUGUACGUGCCUUAUUGAACCUAAGUCAGUAGGGACUUGGAUCGUUUUGUUUGAAGUGCUACAGUCAUACAAAUGUUAUGUAGUUGAAUUUGUCUAUCAAUAAAAGGUGCUAUGUUGAGCUGCAUUUUCUAGAGGGGCCAUUGCUAUCCAACCUAUUUAUUUGUAAUUGUGAUUUGUGAUUUGUAAAUAAUUGUUAAUUUAUAACUAAAGCCAUCCACUAUAUUUUGUGAUUUUAACAUUGAAUUAAAAUUGUUUUAUAUAAAAAA
Ostrea edulis (European flat oyster) is the source of this 3351-nucleotide messenger RNA. Its product is annotated as neurotrophin-3-like. The transcript is spliced from 2 exons. NCBI's taxonomy places the organism in Eukaryota, Metazoa, Mollusca, Bivalvia, Ostreida, Ostreidae. Gene Ontology annotation, biological process: regulation of neuron differentiation; positive regulation of peptidyl-serine phosphorylation; nerve development. Gene Ontology annotation, molecular function: nerve growth factor receptor binding; growth factor activity. The coding region runs from base 336 to 1202 and encodes 288 amino acids. The record is from RefSeq and is a predicted model, not a curated record.